CGUCCAGAAAAAAAAAACCACUCCUCCAUUCCCCACUUCCUCCCCAAACCAAACCCUCGCCGUCGGCCCGCUCCCCCUCCACCGGCGGCCAUGGACGAACCGCAGGUCAUCAUCGGCACCUCCAGGAGCGAUAUGCUCGCCAGCAUUGAGCGCAACGGCCGACACCCUGACACGCUGGAUCUCGGCUCCAACAUGAUGCUCUACAUGGUGUACCGCUACCUCCCGGCCCCGCCCGUCUCCCCCACCGCCACCCUCUCGCUCGCCGCCGCGUCCUGGGUCCCCGACGGCGUCGACCGCAUCAGCCGCCUCCCUGAUGUGCUCCUCCGCGACAUCAUCUCCCGCCUCCCCGCCAAGGACGCCGCGCGCACCGCCGCCUUCGCCUCGCGCUGGCGCCCGCUCUGGCGUUCGGCGCCCCUUUCUCUUGUCGACAGCCAUCUGCUUCCGGACGGCGGCGCGUCCGGCCCGUUCAUCAUCGGCGCUCCCUCUCCCCGCGCCGUCACCGCCGCGGUGUCCAGCGCCCUCGCGGCGCACCCGGGGCCUUUCCGCUGCGUCCACCUCACCUGCACCACCAUGGACGAGCACCGAGGCGAGAUGGCCCGCUGGAUCGACACCCUCAUCGCCAAGGGGGUCAAAGAUCUCGUCUUUGUCAACCGCCCUUGGCCGAUUGAUCUGCGCCUCCCCGCCACGCUCUUCAGCUGCUCCACCCUCACCCGCCUCUACCUCGGCGUCUGGAGGCUCCCGGACACCGCCGCCGUGCCGCGCGGUGUCAGCUUCCCCAACCUCCGGGAGCUCGGCCUCUGCUGGAAUGUCAUGGAGGACCGUGACCUCGCCUUCAUGCUUGAAAGAAGCCCCGUCCUGGAGAUCCUGGUCAUCAUGGCCAGCCAGACCGGAGUGCGCGUUCGCCUCGUCAGCCGCAGCCUGCGCUGCGUUCAGCUCGGCCAUACCUUCUUGGAGAACAUCGAGGUGGUGGAUGCCCCUCUCCUGGAGAGGCUCUUCCAGUGGCAAACUGUCGCCGCGCAGGGUUGCCGCGUCAUGGCGAACCGCUCUUUCAGAAUCAAGAUUGGGCGUGCACCUAACCUGCGUGUCCUGGGAUACCUUAAGCCAGGAGAGCAAGAGUUGGUCGUCGUGUCUGGGAACAAGGAGAACAUUGUCCCUAGUGUACAGAUUUUGGCCAUGGAGGUGCCAUUCGGUGUCCGCAAUGCUAUCAAGAAAGUGCCAGGUUUUCUGCGCUGUUUCCCCAACCUGGAGACGCUCCAUGUUCAAUCCCCCCGCAUACGUGAGGAGUCCACCAGCAAGGUCAAUCUCAAGUUCUGGCAGGAGGGCGGUCCCAUCAAAUGCGUGGUGCAGAGCAUGAAGAAGUUGUUCUUCUACGAGUUCCGAGGGUCGAGAAGCGAGCUUACUUUCCUCAAGUUUAUCGCGGAGAGAGGUCGGGUGCUGGAGCAGAUGGUGGUUGUGCUGGCCAGUGAGUGUUUCUCCACGGGUGAUAACGUGAAUGCCAAGCUGAAGCCUCUGGCCGAUGCGAAAUGGAGCAGCAAAGCCUGCAAACUAGAGCUCUUCAGGAGCCCACUCACAAAUGUUUCUGGUCCUCGUCACAACCACGAACUAGCUGCUGAUUUUGGGUUUGCUGACCCUUUUGAUCUCAAGUACUACUCCAAAGCAGAAAGGAUCUCUGUAAGUUGAUUAGCAGCUCUUGUACAAGUAUACCUAUUUGGCAAGCUGUGGAAUGCUUGUUUCUGCGAAGUGAAGUUUUGUGUGGGAUGUGGCUGGACGCAUAACACAUCGAAUUAGAUCGUCUCCGCCUUUAUUUUGGUUAUCUAGUGGUAAUGAUCUUUGUGGUUA
Molecule: messenger RNA, 1839 nt
Organism: Triticum dicoccoides
Lineage: Eukaryota; Viridiplantae; Streptophyta; Magnoliopsida; Poales; Poaceae
Product: F-box/LRR-repeat protein 13-like
Exons: 3
Coding region: 91-1680 (529 amino acids)
Molecular function (GO): protein binding
Source: RefSeq, a predicted model, not a curated record